AUGGUCAUCCUUGGGAAACCUCUUCAACAAUCCACAGAAGCCCAGACUGAGCAAUGGGAUGCACUGUGGCGACAAAAAUCCACACCCUGGGAUCGCUCCGCCCCAAACCCUGCACUAAUCGACGCGCUGAACGACAAAAGCGACAUACUCGGUUCGUCCACUCAGAGCGGGGAGACGCGCCGCAAGAAAGCGCUUAUCCCUGGCUGCGGUCGCGGGUACGAUGUCCUGCUCUUCGCCAGCCACGGCUAUGACGCUUACGGACUGGAUAUCUCUCAAACAGCUGUUGAGGCUUGUCGAGAGCUGGAUGCAGAGCAAGGCAAGGACGACGCGAGAUACCCCAUCAAAGAUACGACAACCAGUCGAGGUUCAAGAAACUUCCUUGUCGCGGACUUCUUCAACGAUGAUCUGUCCUCUCACACAAAUGGUGCGGGCUUCGAUGUAAUCUACGAUUUCACCUUUCUGUGCGCCAUACCACCAGAACUACGCCCUCAAUGGGCAAAGCGGAUGAGCGAGCUUCUAGCACCAAAUGGAAGUCUGAUCUGCCUCGAAUUCCCAUUGGCAAAACCACCAAAGGCAGGCGGGCCGCCGCAUGGUCUGAGUAGCGAGCUAUACAUGCAGCUCUUCAAGCAACCUGGCAGAGAGGUCAGCUAUGCAGAGGACGGACACAUUGCAUCUGAUGAGCGCUCUCUUGACCAAGUAUCUGGUCUUGUGCGAGUUGCUCACUGGUCGCCAGCACGCACGCAUGACCUUGGCAACGGGACGGAUAUGAUGUCCAUCUGGAAGCAUGCGAAGAGUAUCUAG
Aureobasidium namibiae CBS 147.97 is the source of this 801-nucleotide messenger RNA. Its product is annotated as S-adenosyl-L-methionine-dependent methyltransferase. Gene Ontology annotation, molecular function: S-adenosylmethionine-dependent methyltransferase activity. The record is from RefSeq and is a predicted model, not a curated record. Bases 1 to 801 code for a protein of 266 amino acids. NCBI's taxonomy places the organism in Eukaryota, Fungi, Ascomycota, Dothideomycetes, Dothideales, Saccotheciaceae. The transcript has a single exon.